AUGGAGACGCGGAGCAGGCCAUGGAGCUUUAUGCUGUUCGCCGUCCUCGUCGCUGCGGCGUCGGGCUUCGUGCCGGCGGAGGCGACGGGCUGGUCGAAAGGCUCGGCCACGUUCUACGGCGGCAGCGACGCCUCCGGCACCAUGGGUGGAGCGUGCGGGUACGGCAACCUGUACUGGACGGGGUACGGGACGGGGACGGCGGCGCUGAGCCAGGCCCUCGCGGGCGGCGACGGCGGCUGGUGCAACCCGCCGCGCGCGCAUUUCGACAUGGCCCAGCCCGCCUGGCUCCACAUCGGCAUCUACAAGGGCGGCGUCGUGCCGGUGCUCUACCAAAGGGUGGCCUGCGAGAAGCGAGGAGGGGUGCGGUUCACCAUGGGAGGGUUCGAGCACUUCCAGCUGGUGCUCAUCUCGAACGUGGCCGGAACCGGGGACAUCAAGGCGGUGUGGGUGAAGGGGACGGCCACGGAGAGGAUGCCGAUGAGCCGGAACUGGGGCGCCAACUGGCAGUCGCUGGCGGCGCUCGCCGGCCAGGCGCUCACCUUCGGGGUCACCGACACCGGCGGCCAGACCGUCGUCUUCCCGAACGUCGUGCCGGCGUGGUGGAGCUUCGGCCAGGCCUUCACCUCCAACCUUCAGUUCUCCUACUGA
This is a messenger RNA of Triticum aestivum (bread wheat), 648 nucleotides long. Its product is annotated as expansin-A15-like. The transcript has 4 exons. The coding region runs from base 1 to 648 and encodes 215 amino acids. NCBI's taxonomy places the organism in Eukaryota, Viridiplantae, Streptophyta, Magnoliopsida, Poales, Poaceae. Gene Ontology annotation, cellular component: extracellular region. Gene Ontology annotation, biological process: plant-type cell wall organization. The record is from RefSeq and is a predicted model, not a curated record.